AUGGAGUGUGAUACGUGGAGGCUCUCUGCAAAGGAGAGAUGCAGCAGGCUGAUCCAGGUGGCCGAGCAGGGGGCAGUGGGGGAGCUGAGGGCGCUGCUCGCCGAGGGGGCCGACGUGGAGGCGAGGGGCGGUGUGUGGGGGUGGACUGCACUGCACUGUGCAGCACACAGGGGAGACGUCGAGGUGGCGUGGCUGCUGGUGGAGGCGGGGGCGGGGGUGGACGCCAGAGACAGCUGGUGGCAGAGGACGCCUCUGCACGUGGCUGCAAUGUGGGGCGGCACUGCUGUGGCGAGGCUGCUUCUGAGGGCGACUGCCGAUCCCAACGCCAGGGAUGGCAGAGGGUGGACGCCGCUGCACUGGGCGGCAGCCAAUGGCCACGCAGAAGUUGCGGCUGUGCUGGUCGAGGCGGGAGCUGACAAGGGGGCCACAGCUAGUGAUGGUCGGACAGCACUGGACCUCGCCAGUGAUGAAAACGAGAGGAGGCUGAUGGAGUUGCUGUCAUGA
Molecule: messenger RNA, 504 nt
Organism: Schistocerca piceifrons (Central American locust)
Lineage: Eukaryota; Metazoa; Arthropoda; Insecta; Orthoptera; Acrididae
Product: ankyrin repeat domain-containing protein 65-like
Exons: 2
Coding region: 1-504 (167 amino acids)
Cellular component (GO): nucleus; cytoplasm
Molecular function (GO): protein binding
Source: RefSeq, a predicted model, not a curated record